ACAAAACCCCAAACCCCUCUUUCCCUCCCUUUUUUUUGUCCCCUUCUUCCCCCUUCUCCCAAAACAACAAAACUUGCUUCUUCCAUUAAAGAAAAAUCAAAAGAAACCUUAAGAGAAAAAAAAUGCUCUCAAGAGUGGAUGGCAUGGGGUGGCUUUCCGGCGGCGGCGAAGAUAAUACCGCCGCCGCGAGGAGCGGCAACGAUGGCGGAUUAGAAGCUGGCCUGGACAUGUCCGGGCUUUCUUCUUUCAAAUCCUUGCUGGAAGGCGAAGACGUGGGGUGGUACCUACCCAGCUUCGCCUCCUCGGCAAUGCCGGCCCACGGCGGCGGCGGCGGCGGGGAAAUUUCAUUUGCCGGAAAUUUCCCGGAGGUGGCGGUUGACCAUUCGGCCUCUCUGUUUUUAAACCCGGUGGAAUCUUCUUCUUCCUGUUCUCCCUCCUCUCAGGCCCACCACUACUUUUUAGGCCCCAAAUCCGCACCGGUUCCGAGUUUGUUGAACCCGAUCGAAACCGGGUUCGAUUUGGGCUGCGAAAACCCGUUCCUCGACACCCACUUCCGAACCGGGCUUCUGAACGGCGGCGGGUUCUGCGAUUUCGCCCCGCAGAACCCGAUCGGGGCUCCGGAUUUCAAUUUGGGAUCUCAGUUUCUGCAAUUCCCCCAAAUCGGAGCGCUAGGGUUCGGGGAGGGGCUCAAAUCGUUCAGCCAGAGGCCGAAACUGUUGAAGCCGCUCGAUAAUUGCGGCGCCUCCGGAUCUCAGCCGACUCUGUUCCAGAAGAGGGCGGCGCUGAGGAAGAACAGCAUCGCCGAUAAGAGCGGAGGUUCCGAUGACGGGAUCGGCAGCGAUGAUACGAAGAGGGCGGAUACGAAGGUGGAUGAAUUGGACUAUGAUUCGGAGAAGGACGUGGAGGAGGACGGCGAUAAUAAGAAGAAGAGGAAGAGUGAUGAUGGCGGCGGCAGCGGAGGAGGAGGAGGAAUGAGCUCCAACGCGAACAUUACGGCGGUCACGGGAGGCGGAGAUCGGAAAGGGAAGAAGAAGGGGAUGCCGGCGAAGAACUUGAUGGCGGAGAGGCGGCGCCGGAAGAAACUGAACGACAGGCUUUACAUGUUGAGGUCUGUGGUCCCUAAGAUUAGCAAGAUGGACAGGGCAUCAAUCUUAGGGGAUGCAAUAGAGUACUUGAAGGAGCUGUUGCAGAAAAUAAAUGACCUCCAAAAUGAACUCGACCCCUCCGCCGCCGCCACCCCGUCCACCUCCGCCGUGCUCACCCCAACGGCCGCCGCCUCGAGCUUCUACCCUCUUACCCCCACCGCCUCCUCCCUCACCUCCCGUAUCAAAGAAGAAAUCUCUCCCUCUUCCUUCCCCAGCCCCCUCUCUAGUCCCACCGCACAACCCGCCAGAGUAGAAGUGAGGGUAAAAGAGGGAAGAGCGGUAAAUAUACAUAUGUUCUGCAGCCGUAAACCGGGCCUCUUACUCUCAACAAUGCGGGCCUUGGACACUAUUGGGCUUGAUGUCCAACAGGCCGUUAUCAGUUGCUUCAAUGGCUUCGCCAUGGAUAUCUUCCGAGCCGAGCAAUACAAGGAAGGAGACAUUCAUCCUGAACAAAUCAAAGCAAUACUUCUCGACUCUGCUACGCUGGCGAAAGGGAUGAUCUAAGCUUCCAACUCAAGCGUGUUGUCAAUGUGCCUU
Cuscuta campestris is the source of this 1682-nucleotide messenger RNA. Lineage: Eukaryota; Viridiplantae; Streptophyta; Magnoliopsida; Solanales; Convolvulaceae. The record is from the annotation of a GenBank genome assembly.